Messenger RNA from Nannizzia gypsea CBS 118893, 1044 nucleotides. RefSeq lists its product as hypothetical. The transcript has a single exon. The coding region runs from base 1 to 1044 and encodes 347 amino acids. The record is from RefSeq and is a predicted model, not a curated record. NCBI's taxonomy places the organism in Eukaryota, Fungi, Ascomycota, Eurotiomycetes, Onygenales, Arthrodermataceae.
AUGUCCCCAGACACAACCCAGCCGUCGGGCAACAAAGAACGCCCUGCUGAUCACGGUGAACCAUUCUCGGAUGCGUCAAGCUCUUACUGGCCUGAAGGAUGGAAUUGGGCACGCUUUAGCAACCCUGAAGCCGAUUUCACAGAUUUAUCAGAGGAUGAAAGAAUGAAGAUGUUGGAAGGGUUAGAGGAAGUGCUUGGGGAGGAUGGUAUGGAUAAAAUGAGAAUCUAUACAGAGCGAAAGAGCCGGAAGUGGCAUGAUAAGCAACUGCGAGAUAAAGGCGUCCCUCCACCCGAAUAUAGAGCACCAGGUUUCCUAAGUGAGUCGCGGGAAAGGUGUCUUAAUGGCCGCCCUUGGGGGUUUAUUGCCUUCCGCACAGUUUUAUACGACGAUGAAGCGAGAUGGGCUGAAUUCAAGGAUCGACUUCAACAGAUCCUAAAUCUUGCCUUUGAGCGGGUUGUGGAUAGCCAUGGAGGGCACGAGUACGAGGAGGUUACAAGGGGACGAGAGCUAUUCACCCUUUAUUGGGUUGAAGAUGAGGAGCUGCUUAAUGGUGCUACUGAAGAGAGACUCCGUGAGCAAUAUGAGAAGGUCAAAAAGGAAGCGCCAAACGGGAUGGAUUAUCGCUUAUUUCUCUCGACCUGCCCGGAGGUCGUUGACUCAGUCUUUUCUGACCCUCUUCCAACUACGGAUUCAUUCUUUUGGCGCGACGAUGCGCCAUUCCUACUUGUUGUUAUGGAGGCAACCGAAGAGAACCCGCACGGUGACGAACCGCAUGACCCCGAUGACCCACACGACGAGAGGAACUGGUACAAGUCUGUCUUCAAGGUGCCCGUCGAGAUAGUCCCCGAUGUCUUUUGGGAGGUGGUUGAACUGGGGAUAACCCCGCCUACCAGGCUCACGCGUAAGGUCAAGGCGUGCAACCAAUUACUGGGAGGGCCGGUGCCUAGGGCCAUCCUUAUAGAUGAUUUGAGAGAGCUUUGGUGGGGGUUGUUUCCGUCGCCACAGGAUCGUAGAAGGAAAGCUCGGCUUAGGGGGUUCAAUUAG